This is a messenger RNA of Castor canadensis (American beaver), 5874 nucleotides long. The record is from RefSeq and is a predicted model, not a curated record. Lineage: Eukaryota; Metazoa; Chordata; Mammalia; Rodentia; Castoridae.
CAGCCAGGCUGUCUUCCUGGCUGCUACUUGGGCAGCAGACAAACUCUAGGAGCAGAGCUCCAAAUGAGGCACAGCUGCAAACAGUCCAAUAAGAAAGUCUAGUCAGUGAGAGAGGGUCACCAAGGCAUUCAAUUCAGACAGGAGGGAGCAAUACACCAGGGAAUGGGACACUCCAACACCAACGUGCUGCAAACAUGGGCCCAGCUCACCUCCACCUAGUUGGAGUAGACUACCUCUGCAAGUCCUAUUACCUGGACCUAAGGGCCAACAAGCAGAUUGGCAAGUCAGCAGUUUAAUGCUAAUCAUUGAACCUUUGAGAAGGAAUAAAUACUAGCUUUAUUGUCACUCUUUAGAUUAUACAUUUCUGUUUUAUUGUAUCUCAUAUUUUUUUAAUUAAUUUAAAGGCUACCAUAGAGAAUGGGUUAGCAGUUAGAAGAAGGAAUCAAGAGAGUUGCAUCUUGAAGGUUCACCCUUGUUCAGCAACAUUGAAGAAGGACCAGCCAGUAAAGUGAAGAACCCUAGCAGGCAGGAAGAGAGCCAAGAGAAUAAGUCAAGGGAGGAAAAAUUUCCUAGAAGACAAGUGUUAAAGUAUGAAAGUGAAGGGCUUUUUAAAGUUUAUUGAGGAGAGGUAGCACUCAUGGGAAUAGGGGGUAAAAGAGCCACUGCUGACUUUCAAGAGGAUCCUUUUUCUAGAAAAGUCAGUAAAAGUCUCAUUUAGAGAGAUUAGAGAAGGAAGGGCCAUAAAGCAGUGGAAGUGAAAAAUAGGUCUGUGGUUUGCAGUGAUUGGUAAGAAAAGGUGUGAAAGAAAGAGGACAGUACUUUGAAGAGGUUGCAAAGUUGCAGGUGUAAAGCAUUUAACAACUGUGCUAAUCUGUGCUAAAUAAAAUGGUAUCUUACUAUUAUUACUACUACUACUAGAGACAAAUAGGAUCCAAAACUCAAGACUCAGUAGAAGUCUUGGUCUUCAGUGCAGGUGCUGAAGCACUUUGUGUUUUUUCUUAAUUUGUACUGUGGCUUAUUCUACAGAUUAGUCAAAAGAAGUUGAAAAAAUAUGAGAAAGAAUAUCACACCAUGAGGGAGCAGCAGGCCCAACAAGAAGACCCCAUCGAGAGAUUUGAGCGGGAGAAUAGGCGCCUACAAGAAGCUAACAUGAGGUUGGAACAAGAAAACGAUGACUUAGCUCAUGAGCUGGUGACCAGCAAGAUCGCACUGCGAAAGGACUUGGAUAACGCUGAGGAAAAGGCAGAUGCAUUGAAUAAGGAGCUACUGAUGACCAAACAGAAGCUGAUUGAUGCAGAAGAAGAGAAGAGACGGUUGGAAGAAGAGUCUGCUCAGUUAAAGGAAAUGUGCCGUCGGGAACUUGACAAGGCAGAAUCUGAGAUUAAGAAAAACAGUUCCAUCAUUGGUGACUACAAACAGAUUUGUUCUCAGUUGAGUGAAAGACUGGAAAAGCAGCAGACAGCUAAUAAAGUGGAAAUUGAGAAAAUUCGGCAAAAAGUGGAUGACUGUGAUCGCUGCCGAGAGUUUUUCAACAAAGAAGGACACGUGAAGGGCAUCAGCUCAACCAUGGAAGUUAUGGAUGAGGACACAGAUGAAGAGAAGGAAACGCUCAAGAACCAGCUGAGAGAGAUGGAGCUAGAAUUGGCACAAACCAAGCUCCAGUUGGUGGAAGCUGAAUGCAAGAUCCAGGAUUUGGAGCAUCAUCUAGGCCUUGCCCUCAAUGAGGUGCAGGCAGCCAAGAAGACUUGGUUUAACAGAACACUGAGCUCCAUAAAGACGGCAACUGGGGUUCAAGGAAAAGAAACUUGUUAAGAACAGCUGCUGCCUCCAGACACCUGCAGAAAACACACCACCUUUUGUUGCCUUCUGUGGCCAGUUGUGUGAUUCUGUGACACAUUCCAGGAAUGGAAUGUCCUAAGAUCUGUGACACAUGUUGGAGGGUUGCUGGGCCAGAGCUCUGGGUAAGGCUCUCCUCACUACUGACACCAACAGGCCUGCCAUCCAGCUGAUGUUUGGGACACACACACACCAGAAAUCACUCCUCAGUGUGCCACCCAGGCCUUUUCCCAUGUAGGUCAACACCUCACCCAUCCUGAAGGCUGAGUUUACACAAUCAGAGUUUGGGGAUACUUCAGUGUGUUGAUUUUUUUUUCCUAAAACUUUUUUCUUUUAAAUACGUAUUUUAGAUCUAGAUCUAGAUCUAAAUAUAUAGGGGGAUCAAAAAUUAAAAAUAAUUAUCUGUCAGUGCCAGCAAAGGCUCCCCGAGUAUACAUGGAAAAACACUUUGCUUUAAGUAGGAGGGUUUCAUAGUCAUAGUGGAAGCCACCUAGUUCUGUUAACCUAUACAAGGCACAGGUUUUUGGUUUGGCGUUAUUCAUGUCUCUGAGCGAUUCUAUGCGACUCUCAUAGCCCUAUCAUCAUUUAGCAUUGGCUGCCAAAAUGACUUCACAGUACUGGGGUGGGUGAGCAACAUGACUGUGAGACUGGCUUAAUCAUAACAUGGACAAAUCUUAUUUUGCUUCUGUGUCAGGUAUCCAUACAUAAUACACACACACACCCCUUUCCCAAAAUCCCCAUUGACAGUGUUUCACCCCCCCCCCCAGACUAGGACUGCUGAGCUGCACAGCUCCCUUCUGUGGUUACCUGGGCACUUAUACUUAAAGGUCUGUGGGCUCCAUUGUCCUCCCUGCUGUUGUGGGGGAUGUGAAGAGCUCCAUCACUUUAGGGUUCCUGGUAUGAUUCCACAACAGGCUGUACAAGUGAGGAAGACGGAGCUGUGUAUCUGUGUCAUUGUGAGUAUGCACAUGCUGUGAGGUUCUUGUCCGACUGGCCAGGUCCCUCCCUGACUGGCUGACAGGUCCUCAGCCCUCCCAGAGUGUGGCUGGGUGCGGACCUCACUGUCCAGAUGGGCUCUAGGUUCUCACUUCGUAGCUAUGGAAUGGAGGUUUUAGCACCUUUUUUUUAUUAUUAUUAAAUAAAUAAAAAUUUUGACUCUUAAUUUAUAUAGUGAUAUGCUGACAGGCUGUUCCACAGGUGGUCAUCCUCUGCGUUCCGUGUGGAGGUGGCUGGUUAUAAAAGGCAUUGGUUUGUAUAUAAAGACACUCGGGUUGUUUUUUAUCUUUUUUUUUUUUCCUGUGGGCUGUACUGAUGCUUGCUGAGGUCACCUGUGAUAAGGGAGAUAACAAGUGGCACCCUUCCCCCAGACCAUCCCCUCCAGCCGCUUUCUGUGUCUUUCUUGUUCAGUUACCAAAACAGCUGUAAGCCCAUCUAAUACUAGGUGUGUGGAUAUUGUGCUAGGGUAGUUUAUGUGUCUUUAUGAACUGAAAUAUAAACCAGUAAAAUUGUAUUACUAUUUCUUUUGUUGGCUUUAUUUUAACAGCAUACUCAUUAAAUAUUUUGGUACAAACAGCAUUGUUUUGUAAAAACCAGUUUUAUCAUUACAUGUUCCUGCCCGCCCUUGCCCAACCUCUGCUACCAGCAGAAUCAGAGAGGAUCAGCCUCAUGCUGGCUUGUGUGUGAACAUCAGGUAACACAUCCCUUCUGACGCGCCUCUACCCUCUUCAGCCAUGAGUGUGGUUUCAGACUAUGUGGCAAAGAAAAAUACAGGCUCCAUCCUUUGGGAAACUGAUGCCCCUACUAUCAUAUGUGGCCCUCCCUGAGAAGUACAGUCCUGAGGUGAUAAGCAAGACACUUAAGUAUAUCGGAGAUCUUGGGAGGGGGAAGGGUGGAAUUGGGCCUGGAAAUAUACUCUCAUCUCAUUUGGGACAGAGAUGGGAGAGGGAAUACUAGAGCCACAUGAGAGUGUGUGGCAAAACAGCAACAGAGCCAGAGUGCAUGGGCAGAUGGAUACACUUUUAAAAAACUCUUCACUAGUGGUUCUUCCACAUGCCUGCAUCACAGGGAUGCAGGCCCCAGGCUCUCUGCUGUCCCUUUCUACCCUUUCCCCUCCCUACUUUUCUGAAGCAGGAAGAGUGAUGCUUCUGUAACCCUGUGUUUCCCCUCCACAUCUGACCUACCCUCCCAGGACUCCCCACCCCCUUUGAACAGUAGCCUGCUGAGACACAGACCAUGGCUUCAUGCCUGCAAGAAAGGAAGACAGUGGGCCCUGGCCUGUCUUUUCUCCAUGCAUUGAGGCUGGGGAAGUUUCUAGCCAAUCACAGGUACCCUUGCAAAGACCAGGACAGUGGCUCCAGAGCACAGUUAGGAUCCCUUCAAUGCCCAUUGGCUGGAGGGUGUAUUUCUAAGGUCCGUAUUGCUGGCCAGCCUGCUCCAUGCUUUUCCAGGCUCAAAGGUCCCAAUGUUCAGAAGUGUAGAAACUGCAGAAAUCCUCAUCCUGUAGCUGUGCCCUGGCCAAAAGAAAAGAGUCCAUACACCAGACAUCCAUCCCUGAUUGAGAUGGGGAGAGUAACUGUACUGCCUUAUGGUAAGUAGCACAGGGGUAUACAGGACCCUGUGGCACCACUGAAGUAUGUUUGCAAGAGAGACAAAAUGGUAGUGGAAAGGAGGAAAGGCAGGGAAAGGAGAAGGCUCAAAAGAAAAGACAAGAGGUAGCAAGCCCAAAUCUCCACGUCCAUUCUGAAGUCCAAAAUCCAGUGGCCAGGAGUGGGCAGUGAGAAGAUUUAAGUUAAGGAGACCCCACACAGUACCAAAAUAAGCCCAGAACAUACACCUAUUCUGAACUGACCCGAGAGUUGUGAAAACCAGUGCCUUUAUGGAGGGGAGCCUGGUAGGUAGCAUGGACCCCUGGUGGCUUGGGAGGAGUCACUUCACUGCUCAGAGAUUGUGCUGGAUGCUGACACAGAUUUUAAGAUUCAGUGGGAGGAGGAGAAGGGGGCAGAAGAGGAUAUAGACAAAGGGCAUGAAGCCUUACAGAAUGACGACUAAGGCACUCUUUAGAACAACAGGACUGAGCUGUAGGUGCCCUACCCAUCUGUCUCAUAAGUGAAGAAAUUAGGGCUCACAGAAGACCACACAGCUAGAAUGUUACCUUGUACCUAACCCCCAAAGCCAGCUGGUAUAAUCUGCCAUGGAAACCAUACUGCAUGAACAUGUGGAACUCAGGGCCAAGACCAAAGCACAACCUGGAAUGUGUAUCUCACCCCGCAUGGGCUCUGUCCAGCCUGUGUCAAGUUUGCUUAGCUGUUGUGGAACUCUGGACUCAUCACACAUUCCCUCCUUCAUUUUCCCCCUCAGGUAGAGAAAGGCAAAGCUGGGGUCAGCACCUGGCUAACUAGGCUGCCUUUUCUUCAGUCCAUGCUAGCGGGCUAUAAAUCCAAAGUGGUGGUAGAGCCUGGUGUCACAACGUGAAGCAACACACCACCCAGUGUUGCCAUCCACUUACCUGCAGGCAGUGGUAAUAGCUCUGUCCUGUCUCCUCAGCACCUCCCUCUGGGCUCUAGAGGGCCGAGCCUCACUGGUCUCUCCUGCAGGAAUCUUCCUGGGCAUGGCUGCAGGAGCUUCAGCUUUGGAGUCAAAGUGUUCUGCCUCCCAGCAGCUUUGCCAUGGCUUCCUGAUUUGUUACAUCUAAGUUCUGGCAACCCCUGGGGUGGGUGUGAGGGUCAGGAGUGUGGGUUGUGAGGAGCACCUGGGCAUGCUACAGCUUAGAACUCAGCACUCACUGGCACUUCCAACACCUAAGCCAGGUGCCAACUUGAAGGUUCAUGGGCAGAAAACUUCUUGCAGAGGAAGUUCUUUAAGGACCACAGCCAGGAGCAUGGACUAGGCCCCAGCCCCACUCCCAAGCUGCUGGCCAUGUCAGGAGCCUCCAUGCCUUUGUGUAAAGAGAAGAACCCGUAAGAUGGACUGAGCUAAUCUUACUUGAACCUUCUCUUCACUAGAGUGGAUCCUGCACAAACAGUCCAGCCCAUUGCUAUU